AUUUAUUUCAGUCAAUUUUAAUGGACCCACUCCCAACUAACUUAAGAAAACAAAAAAAAUAAAUUUCUCAGAUCCUCUAAUUAAGUUAGAACCUCCUAUAAUUGUAAAUUUGAAUUUUGAGCUAAUAGAUCCCAAUAAUUGGUUUAGACUAGUUAAUCAGAAUUAAAUUCUUAGACAGGCCCCAGAUUAAAUCCAAAUCAGAUUGAAAGCAAAUCUGGAGACACUGGAGAUCUUUUUGAAAGUGGUAAUUUAUUACAACAUAGCGAGAAUGAUUCAUAGAGUUAUUUUGUUUAGAAAAUCACUUCUAGUGGUUCUCUUUUGAAUUAAUAUUGCCAACAUGUUUCCCUUACUUAAGAUGUGGAAAAUAGGUUAUUCGAAUAGAUUAAGCAGGCCUCUACUUGCAAAUUUAAGAACAUUUGUAUUAAAAAUUGUUAAAUGAAAUUUAAUCCUGACUAUACGAAUGUUUAAUAAAUUUUGUUAUAUUAACUUUAUGAAAAUCAAAUUGCUGAAUUGAGAAACAAACUAUUAAAGAAUAACUCAUAGAAGAUCAAGAUUUGUGAUGGACAAGGGUGUGAAUACUAUUUUAUAUUGGAUGAUUAAUUAUAAAAAAGAAAUUAUUAUUGCCCUCUAUGUUUAGAAAGUUUUGAGUUAAGAUAAUGA
This is a messenger RNA of Paramecium octaurelia, 660 nucleotides long. The record is from the annotation of a GenBank genome assembly. Lineage: Eukaryota; Ciliophora; Oligohymenophorea; Peniculida; Parameciidae.